AUGGACGAUUUAUAUCGCAACGUUUUCCUUUCAGAUAGAUACAUCAAUUACCGGUUUCUGGUUCCUGGGUUGACCCAAAAUGACAUACAGCUACAGAAAAUCGCAAAAAUACAAAGGAGUGUCCAGGAGAGUUGUCUUCUCAGGGCCACAAUGAUAGGGGUUGGAAGUGGAGUCCUAGGCACUCUCGUUGGCACCUUCCUGUUCAGCAUUAACAUGUCGAACACGAGUGUGGGCGUUGAGGAUAAGCCCCUCUCGGUGAAACAGGAGUUUGUGAAGCAGUACCGGAGCUUCGUGCCCUACGUCAAAUCCACCGUUAAGAACUUCGCAAAGCUCGGAUUCAUGUAUUCGCUGUUCGAAUGCCUCAUCCAAAAGAAGAGGGCCAACUCCGACAUCAGUAACUCCGUGUACGCCGGAUGCACGACCGGCGCCUUCCUCGGCCUCAAAAACGGACCGUUCGCAGCCGCUGGCGGAUGUGCUGGCUUUGCCGCCUUUUCAUACCUGAUGGAGAAGUACCAACGAAGCAAGUAA
Theileria orientalis strain Shintoku is the source of this 528-nucleotide messenger RNA. Its product is annotated as mitochondrial import inner membrane translocase subunit. NCBI's taxonomy places the organism in Eukaryota, Apicomplexa, Aconoidasida, Piroplasmida, Theileriidae. The record is from RefSeq and is a predicted model, not a curated record. Gene Ontology annotation, molecular function: transmembrane protein transporter activity. The coding region runs from base 1 to 528 and encodes 175 amino acids. The transcript has 4 exons. Gene Ontology annotation, cellular component: TIM22 mitochondrial import inner membrane insertion complex. Gene Ontology annotation, biological process: protein insertion into mitochondrial inner membrane.